Molecule: messenger RNA, 2523 nt
Organism: Hirundo rustica (Barn swallow)
Lineage: Eukaryota; Metazoa; Chordata; Aves; Passeriformes; Hirundinidae
Gene: CBX4
Product: chromobox 4
Biological process (GO): negative regulation of DNA-templated transcription
Source: RefSeq, a predicted model, not a curated record
GCGGGAGCUGCCGGAGCCCGAGCCCAGCUCGGCUGCAGCGCGGCCCGGCCCGGCCCCUCCCGGCUGCGGGAUGGAGCUGCCGGCGGUGGGCGAGCACGUCUUCGCGGUGGAGAGCAUCGAGAAGAAGCGGAUCCGAAAGGGCAGAGUCGAGUACCUGGUGAAAUGGAGGGGAUGGUCGCCCAAAUAUAACACGUGGGAGCCGGAGGAGAACAUCCUGGACCCCCGGCUGCUCAUCGCCUUCCAGAACAGGGAGCGGCAGGAGCAGCUGAUGGGAUACCGCAAGCGGGGGCCCAAGCCAAAGCCGCUGGUCGUGCAGCUUCCCUCCUUCGCCCGCCGCUCAAACAUCCUCACGGGGCUGCAGGACCCGGCCGUGGACACCCGGCCCAAGCUGGACCUCGGCUCCUCCGGCAAGAGCCAGCAGCACCAGUACGAGCUCAACAGCAAGAAGCACCACCAGUACCAGCCCAACGGCAAGGAGAGCAGCAUGAAGCACCAGUCCCACAGCAAAGGGAAGUAUUACUACCAGCUGAACAGCAAGAAGCACCACCACUACCAGCCGGACCCCAAGAUGUACGAGCCCCAUUACCAGCCCAGCAGCAAAGAGCCGCAGGGCCAGGCCUGCUUGGACAGUAACAAGGCCCCCCUGGUCGCCCACCCAGACAAGUGGGCUCACGGCCCGGCCAAAAACUUGCUGGGCCCAGUCAAGAACCUCACGGCAGAGAGCAAAAACGGAGCUGAGAAGAACCUGUCCAGCGGUACCGGGCCGCCCCCCCGGGACAGGGUGACCGGCAAUGGCCUUGGGGGAAAGAUGAAGAUCGUCAAGAACAAAAACAAGAACGGGCGCAUCGUGAUCGUGAUGAGCAAGUACAUGGAGAACGGCAUGCAGGCGGUGAAGAUCAAGUCCGGGGAGCCUCCCCGGAAGCGGGCUGCGGAGGAGAGGACUCCUAAGAAGGGUGGGGAGGAGAAGGUAGAGGCUUGGAGGAAGCCGGGGGAGGAGAGGGUGGUGGGCAGCAAUGCCCUGAGUAAAGCAGGGGACGAGAGCCGGCAGCCCCCUGCGGAGCCGGAGGAAGGCCCCCAAAAGACUCCCUUGGCCAAGGAGCUGCCCCUUCCUCCGGCCGAGCAGCCCUUGCAGCUCACAACCAAGCCGGACCUCGUGCCCUGGUCGCUGAGCCCCGUGCGCGAGCACAGCCCAUCCUCCGUGGGACUGAACCUGUCCGGCGCCAGCUCGCGCAAGCGCUGCCUGUCGGAGCCGCACGCGGAGCGGGAGCCGGGCAAGAAGCGCCUGACCUCCCGCAGCAUCAGUGCCCCCACCUGCCUCAGCCCCCCCGGCCCCGAGCCGCCGGCCCAGCCGGAGGUCAUCCUGCUGGAUUCGGACCUGGACGAGCCCAUAGACUUGCGCUGCGUGAAGCCGCGGGCGGAGGGUGAGCCGGCCCUGGCGCAGGUGAAGCCGGAGCUGCCGCCACCGCCGCCAGCCGAGGAACCAGCCCCGGAGCCUCCGCGGCCCCAGGAGGCCGCAGGGGAGGAGGAAGAGGAGGAGGCCGAGUCCCUGCAGGAAUUCAAGCCCUUCUUUGGGAAUAUAAUUAUCACAGAUGUGACCGCAAACUGCCUGACCGUGACCUUCAAGGAGUACGUGACGGUGUGAGGUGCGGCGGCAGCCGCUCCCCGUGGGAGCUGCUCGCCCGUCCCGGGGCCGCCGGCCCCACGCCUCCCUCCAAGGGACCGGUGCCCCUUCCCCGGAGCCCCCGUGCCCGUGCCCGCGCCGAGGGGAUGCCGGGACAGGGCCAGGCGCGGCGGCCGUCCCUGCCACGUGGGGUGACCUCGCCGCCGCGCCGGGGGCCGCUCCGGGACCUGCCGGCAGUGGGACGCGCGAGGAUGGGACCCGCCAGUUACUCAGAGUUAUAGUAUUAUAUUUUAACAGUGCUAACUUGUCAAGUGAUUCUUGCUCCCGUUCGUACGUGGUGUUCUUGAAAUGUAUUGUUCGAGCUGAAAGCUGGUCGCCCCCUGGCCACGCUAAUAUAUUUAUUUGUAGGUAUUUAUAUAAUGAAAUAUAAAGCCUAGAUUUAUGGAGUCCCUAGAUCACCUUAUAAACUAUAUCAAACGACUAUUUUCUGUUCUCCUUUUUAACCAUUGAGCAUUUGUUAGUCUUGGUCCCUUGCCCUCCCCACGACCCGCAGGACCAUCCCGUAUAUAUUUUUUGAUACUGUACACAUGUGGUGUUUCUAUGUGCAAAAAAAAAAAAAAAAAAUCGUUAUCUAAAGCUAAACGAGCUAUUAUAGAAAUUGCUGCUAUUAGAAAUGUCUAAACUAUAAGCUUCCAAUUAUUAAUUGCUUGAAUGUAAAUAUUAAAUGGAGAUGUUGAAAGUGCAUUUGAUGUUCUGCAGCUAGUGUAGAUCGGAGUGCAAAGCCCAGCUGCUGCGAGCUGCUGCGAGCUGCCAGCGGCGCAUCCUGGUCUGAGGGCUGUGUCACAGGGGAAGAAAUGUAUCAUGCAAUCAUGGCAAAGGACUAUAAACCUUUACAAAAACUA